AUGAGAGAGCUGGAGCCAUCUCUAUCCGUCACUGAGCAAAACCUGGCAGACCGAGUUAGGUACAUCCUGCGCUCCAACAUAUUUGGUGACGCCGAACUCGAGCGACUACGACGUGAGGCUAUUCCUUCAUCGAAUGGAAAUGCUACGGCUGAGAAUGCGGAGCCACUAGAUGCGCAACAAACUGCAUAUGUGGAUGCUGCCGUCAACAUUCCAUUUGUGGCUAAUUCAGACGAUGAUGGAAUAGUCUCCCACGAACUAGAGAAAAUGAGGAGCAUAUUGGAAGAGUCGAUGCUGGAAACGCGCAGCAUGCCUCUCGAAAAUCGACCGCGACUUCCCCGCAUACCCCUUAGCAAGCGAAAUCGGGCUGUCGUGCGGGCUCUUAACCCAAUGCUGGUGACCUAUUUGGAAGCCAGCCGGGACCUUUCCGAGACGGAUUCAAUUCUUUUUGGCGCCGCACUGGCAGUAUGCCGUAUUAUUGGCGCCAAACUUCCCGUGGCUGGACGUGCUACUCAAAAAAGUAGCGCCAUCCCAGCCUGGAGAAAAAGAAUUGAGGACCGUAUCGCAAAGGCAAGGGCCCUUAUCGGCAGACUGACAAGCUUCAGGUCGGGUAAUAAUAGACCGAGGAUUAUGCGCACCGUUAGGAUGGCGUUUGCUGGGACAAAUAUCAGUUUGUUCCAGCCGGAUAUCACGCAAAAACUAACGGAGCGCAUAGAUGACCUGAAGCAAAAAAUCGCUGCUUGGGGGAAGCGGAUUCGACGAUUUAGCGAGAGGUCAAGGCGGUUCAACCAGAAUCGUCUCUUCCAGAGUGAUCAGAAGAGGCUCUAUAAAUCAUUGGAGAGACCAGAGGUAUGUGGAGCGGGCCCAGGACCGGAUCAGGCUGACACUGUCGCAUUUUGGCGUGGCCUGUGGUCAGAGCCCGUAAACCACAGCGAGGGCCCUUGGAUGGAAGUUGUGGCGAGCCAGAGUGCAAGUGUUACGCCUAUGGACCCCGUCACCAUAACGCCUGAAGACGUGGCUGAGGCGAGCUGUGAUAUUGCUAAUUACGAGUUCUUCUGCCGCCCUGGUACUAUUCGACAACUAGCUAACAGUGACGUGAUAAUGUAUCGUACACUGUCUCGCUUUGACUUGGAGCCUGAGCUAUCUAGCGUUAAAAGAAAUGUUACGUCCAGGAUAAAGCGCAAGCGCGAUGACGAGCAAACCAAUUACAUUAAUAUGAAGGACUAUAUGGACGAAAUCAAAGAAAUGUUGUCAUCAAAUAUACUGUAA
Messenger RNA from Parnassius apollo (apollo), 1266 nucleotides. The record is from the annotation of a GenBank genome assembly. Lineage: Eukaryota; Metazoa; Arthropoda; Insecta; Lepidoptera; Papilionidae.